This is a messenger RNA of Chironomus riparius, 1445 nucleotides long. NCBI's taxonomy places the organism in Eukaryota, Metazoa, Arthropoda, Insecta, Diptera, Chironomidae. The record is from the annotation of a GenBank genome assembly.
AUGUCUUAUCAAUUGACGAAACGUGGUUUUCAUCGUGAUGUCAAUCAAAACCCAAAAUAUACACAUUUUGAUUGGACAACUAAUAAUCAAUUAAAAUCUCGAAUUUCAUGUGAUCAACAAAAAUUUGCAGAUCGUGUGAUAUGUGAAGCUGAACGUGUCAUUGAUGAGACAAAGGAAACAACAAAUAAGUUCAAGAAGGAAACUGAUUAUCGGUUAGAAGAAAGAGUCUCUCAUAUUGCAUUUACUGUCGAUGAGUUGAGAGAACAGAAAAAGUUGGGCGAACGUGAACAGGAAAUAUUGAAGGAUACAAAAAAUCGAAUCGAAUGUGCAAUCGAAUCCAUCAAGACUGAUCCAUUAGUCAUAUGUGAAAAAUGCAUCAUAUUGCGUGAAAAUCGUACUGGAAUAGAUAACGUUGAUGAUGAUGUAGAGAAGAAUCUGCGUAAAGAACGUGAAAUUAUUUUAGGUUCAUUAGCUAUAUUGGAAAAGUUGCAUGCCGAAACGGUUGAACAAAUUCGAAAACUACGCGCUACCAUAUAUUUAUUAGUUCGAGACCUUGAGAAUAAAGAAACUUCAUUACAGAUAGACCAACAAAAUUUAGUCUUGCGUGAAAAUCAAAUUGAUAUGAAAAUAUAUGAAGGAAGCAUGAACCUUGAUCCAUAUAACUCGACCAUGCAGGAAUGGACACGCGAAACAACAAAAAAUAUUGAAUUGUGCAAACAAGAAAUCAAAUGUGGAAUGUCUUUACGAUCAUAUGUGGAAAUCCUAUUCAAGCAAGUUGUUGAAGAUAUUUCCAACCAAUUUAAUCGAACUAAUGAGUCAUUUCGGACAAGAAUGGAGGAAAUACGAUAUAUGAAAAUGAAAUUGGAAGGGUUGCAUUGUGGUACAGCAAAUCAGGUUAACGAUUUAACUAGAAAUAUAACAAAACUUGAGAAGGAAUUAGCCGAGAAGGAGCGAUAUGUUGCUUUAUCUCAAAUGAGAUUGGGGAAUCGUGCACAGAGAGUUGGUAUAGAGUUGUGCAAGGAUAAAGCACAGGACACAUUGAUGAGGGAAUUGAUGGCACUUAAGGACACUUACACAAAACUUUCUCAUAUGAUCGAUCAGUCAAAGACAACCCUCCGCUACUUAUUGAAUACUCAGAUGCUGCAAGAGGAAGAAAUAAAUUUAAAGAUAAAUUCAUUAAAAAUUGACAUGGACUGCAUGACUGUUCGUGAAAGUUUGAAAUUCAAAGAAUUCUAAAUGUAGUGAAUGAAAAGCUGAAGCAACUCAAAAGCACUGCCAUAGCACGGAUAUGCUAGCAUAGAACACAAAAUUUGAAUGAAAAGAAAACAUAAAUUUUUAAGUCAUCGCAUAAAACAAUAAUUUGUCUGAUAUCGCUUUCGUGUGAAUUUUUGUAGCUACCAAAUCAUGACAUAAAAAUAAACAGUUUCUCGCUUCUCAUGUUGUAU